Molecule: messenger RNA, 2254 nt
Organism: Pteropus alecto (black flying fox)
Lineage: Eukaryota; Metazoa; Chordata; Mammalia; Chiroptera; Pteropodidae
Gene: EYA2
Product: EYA transcriptional coactivator and phosphatase 2
Exons: 15
Coding region: 1-1545 (514 amino acids)
Biological process (GO): negative regulation of extrinsic apoptotic signaling pathway in absence of ligand; multicellular organism development; cell differentiation
Cellular component (GO): nucleus
Molecular function (GO): protein tyrosine phosphatase activity
Source: RefSeq, a predicted model, not a curated record
AUGCUAGAACUAGUGAUCUCACCCAGCCUUACAGUAAACAGCGCUUGUCCGGGUAAACUGAAGCUUAACCGUGCUGACGCCGAUGUCUGGACUCUGAGUGACAUAGAAGGCAUCACCACAUCGGCCCUUCCUCGUGUGUCCCAGUUCUUGGCGAGACCUUGCCCACGUGUCCUGCCCAGCCAGCCACCCACGGCCAUGGCAGCCUACAGCCAGACACAAUAUAGUGCUGGGAUCCAGCAGGCUGCCCCCUACACAGCUUACCCACCUCCGGCACAAGCCUAUGGGAUACCUUCCUACGGCAUCAAGACAGAAGACAGCUUGAACCAUUCCCCUGGCCAGAGUGGAUUCCUCAGCUAUGGCUCCAGCUUCAGCACCCCGCCCACUGGACAGAGCCCGUACACCUACCAGAUGCACGGCACGGCAGGGAUGUAUCAAGGAGCCAACGGACUGACCAGCGCGGCUGGAUUCGGCAGCGUCCACCAGGUACACCCACCAGCUGCUGCCUUUGGGACCUUCCACUUUGGCAUUAGGUGGUUCUGGUGUGACGUUUCCUGGGAGGAGAUGCUCAACAAAGCUUCUGACAUGCCCACCAUGCCCCUUCCUCCACCAGGGGACUAUAACACACACAAUGGACCUUCCACUCCGGCAAAAGAGGGAGAUACGGACAGGCCACACAGGGCCUCUGACGGGAAGCUCCGAGGACGGUCUAAGCGGAGCAGUGACCCCUCCCCAGCAGGGGACAACGAGAUCGAGCGUGUGUUCGUGUGGGACUUGGAUGAGACAAUAAUUAUUUUUCACUCCUUACUCACGGGGACUUUUGCAUCCAGAUACGGGAAGGACACCACGACGUCCGUGCGUAUCGGCCUGAUGAUGGAAGAGAUGAUCUUCAACCUUGCAGACACGCAUCUGUUCUUCAAUGACCUGGAGGACUGUGACCAGAUCCACGUCGAUGACGUCUCUUCCGACGACAAUGGCCAAGAUUUAAGGAGUGGAGCAGAGAGCUUCGGGGUCAACUCUGCUUGCUCACCCACCCUUCCAUGGAGAAAGCUGUUUCUGCCUCACAGAACCAGCCUGGGGACGGCCAAGACGGAGCCUGAGGAAUGUAGCCUUUCAGCCCGGCAGCCAUGCUUGAUAGGCGCUCCCAAAAGAGAGACCUGGCUACAGCUCAGAGCUGAGCUGGAAGCUCUGACCGACCUCUGGCUGACCCACUCCCUGAAGGCACUAAACCUCAUCAAUUCCCGGCCAAACUGUGUCAAUGUGCUGGUCACCACCACUCAACUAAUUCCUGCCCUGGCCAAAGUCCUGCUGUAUGGGCUGGGCUCCGUGUUUCCUAUUGAGAAUAUCUACAGUGCAACCAAGACAGGGAAGGAGAGCUGCUUCGAGAGGAUAAUGCAGAGAUUCGGCCGGAAAGCCGUCUACAUCGUCAUCGGGGACGGGGUCGAAGAGGAACAGGGAGCGAAAAAGCACAACAUGCCUUUCUGGCGGAUAUCCUGCCACGCUGACCUGGAGGCGCUGAGGCACGCCCUGGAGCUGGAGUAUCUAUAGCAGAACCCACGCAUCGCCACCUGCCAUCCCAGGCGCAUCCACUCGCCCAGGCCCCUCGCCCUCCCGCCGCCCGCCAGACGCCGGACGCUGGGCAGGGUCCCUACCGCCAAGAGGACAUGUCCAGUGACCAUCUCAGAAGCUGUCCUUUCAGCCCAAACGCGGGUCCUGAGAAGCAGAGUACCCAGCCGUGGCUCUGGAGUAUUUAACUUUGGGGAAAAGGGCUGGCUUGGAGUCCAGACUUUUCUACAAGACUCAUAGAACAAAAGCAAGGAAUCGCUGAUUUGGGGGAGGGCUGGUUCUGAGGAGGGGGCAGGCUCGUUUUAUUUUUUCUUUUUAAUUUAUGGACUAAUCUCAUUACUCUGGUGUUAUGCUCUCGUACCUGUGUUGUUGGUUUUCUUAGUCGUCGGUUUGGUUUGGUUUUUUAAGCUGGCAUGUGGGGUGGUGCACAGUUCUAACUUAAGCAUUCUGCUCCAUGUUGUACUUCGAUGGGACAAUCAUCUCUGAACAGUUAGUGGGGGAGGCAAUUCGGGGCCUUCGGGAAGAGCUCAUUUUUGCUCAUUUUUGCUGUUAAAGACCUAACCUGACACAUUGUGGACAGUGCACGUGCCUUAUGCUGCCAUCUUGUUUUCUAGGGAGAGGGACCCUGGGGAGGAGGCGGUACUUUGUGACAGAUAAAAGGCAUUAAAUAAAACCACGUUUACAUUUUGAA